Molecule: messenger RNA, 2082 nt
Organism: Anisakis simplex (herring worm)
Lineage: Eukaryota; Metazoa; Nematoda; Chromadorea; Rhabditida; Anisakidae
Source: the annotation of a GenBank genome assembly
AUGAGAUGCAUUCAAUUUCAGGUGCAAGUGGGUACAAGAACGUUUGAUGCGAACGAAAUUCAAAAAUUAAUUCCACAAUUAGAAGAGACCAUCGAAAAAAAGGACCGUCAGAUACGGCAACAACAAUCCACCGUUGAAUCACAACUCAAAAGGAUAACUGAAUUGGAACGAGAGGUGAAAACACUACAGGUUCGUUUAACCUCGUUACCAGUUCAUAGCGAAUGCGAUAAACUACGUUCUGUGCUCGAUCAGAAGGCACAAUCAGCUGCAUCGCCACAUGCUGUACAAAAGGUAGCUGCUGCACCUGUUCAUGAACUCUUCCCCUCAUCAUAUAUUGAACAGACAUCAAAAUCGUCCGAUGAACUACGCGGCGAGUUGCAGCAUAAUGCUGCAAUGGCGAACACAGACGAUGUGGUUCGUUCGAAGAAAUUAGCCGUAUCUGCCGAGCCAGCCAAAUUAGAUCAACACAAAGCCAAAUUACAACAUCAUCCGAAACAAGCCGGUUCGAAGCAGUUGAUUCGAGAUGCAGUUCAAAAGAACGAUUUCUUACGGCAGUUAGCGAAAGAACAAGUGAUCGAACUGGUCGAAUGCAUGUAUGAAAUGCGUGCUCGUGCUGGACAAUGGAUCAUCCAGGAGGGAGAACCUGGAGAUCGACUGUUUGUCGUCGGAGAGGGUCAGUUGCAAGUUUCAAGGGAAGGCAAUGCUUUGGGUACGAUUGGGCCCGCUGUAGUAAUGGGUGAACUUGCCAUACUUUACAAUUGUGUCAGGACAGCAUCAAUUCAAGCCUUAACAGACGUCCAACUAUGGGUAUUGGAUCGCUCAGUCUUCCAAAUGAUAACGAUGCGACUGGGUAUGGAAAGGCACGCCCAGCUUAUGGCCUUCCUCGACAACGUUUCAAUAUUCGAGAAUCUUUCCGAGGAUCGCAUCUCGAAGAUAGCCGAUUGUUUGGAUCAAGACUACUACACUGGCGGUAAUUACAUUAUUCGAGAAGGCGAGAAGGGUGAUACGUUCUUCAUUUUGAACAGUGGUCAAGUACGUGUAACACAGCAAAUCGAAGGUGAACCAGAACCGCGUGAGAUACGCAUUCUCAAACAAGGCGAUUUCUUCGGUGAGAAGGCUUUGCUCGGCGAAGAGGUUCGAACGGCGAACGUGAUCGCAAUGAAUCCAGGUGUUGAAGUUUUGACAUUGGAUCGGGAAUCGUUCACGAAACUUAUCGGUGACUUGGAUGCGCUCAAACGGGAUUACGGCGACUCGCAACGACGUGCUAUUGUAGUUGCACAAGAACCGCCGUCACCAUCAAAGGCGGCCAUCGAGAAAGAAUUCUCGGGUGUUCAUUUGAAGCAACUCAAACGACUCGCCACUUUGGGUGUUGGAGGUUUUGGACGAGUUGAAAUGGUGUGCAUAAACGGUGAUAAGUCACGUACGUUCGCGUUGAAGGCGUUGAAGAAGAAACACAUCGUUGAUACAAGGCAGCAAGAGCAUAUCUUCGCCGAGAGAAAUAUCAUGAUGGAAACACGAUCCGAUUGGAUUGUUAAGUGCGUCGUCGUUCCUUCCUCAUUUCUACACGUGGAUUUCGGUUUCGCGAAGAAACUGGCAAGUGGUCGUAAAACGUGGACGUUCUGUGGUACACCAGAGUACGUUUCACCGGAAAUCAUCCUCAAUAAAGGUCACGAUCAAGCGGCCGAUUACUGGGCGCUCGGCAUCUACAUAUGCGAAUUGAUGCUCGGUAGACCGCCGUUCCAGGCAUCCGAUCCGAUGAAAACCUACACACUCAUUCUGAAAGGUGUUGAUGCAUUGGAAAUUCCGAAUCGAAGAAUCGGCAAGACUGCAACUGCUUUAGUUAAGAAAUUAUGUAAAGAUAAUCCUGGUGAACGACUCGGUUCGGGAAGCGGUGGAGUUGGCGAUAUACGCAAACACCGGUGGUUCAUGGGUUUCGAUUGGGAAGGCUUGAGGUCACAGACACUGAAAGCGCCAAUACUGCCGAAAGUGUCGAAUCCUGCUGACGUUAGCAAUUUCGACAAUUAUCCGCCUGAUCAGGACAUUCCACCAGAUGAGUUCUCGGGAUGGGAUGAGGGAUUCUGA